Molecule: messenger RNA, 903 nt
Organism: Suillus subaureus
Lineage: Eukaryota; Fungi; Basidiomycota; Agaricomycetes; Boletales; Suillaceae
Product: FYVE zinc finger-domain-containing protein
Exons: 4
Coding region: 1-903 (300 amino acids)
Molecular function (GO): metal ion binding
Source: RefSeq, a predicted model, not a curated record
AUGUUGGAUUUUUGUUCUGACAGAUUUUGUAAAGGGUCUUCCCCAACAUCCGACUCGCGCCUCUAUCUUGCCUUACCCCCACGCACUAAUGAACAUUUGGCAGUUCUAUUGCCAAGGAGCCUCUGGAAGCCUGAUUCUCUCGCUACCACAUGUGAUAAUUUUUAUUGCCACAUCAAGUUCUCGGUUCUUGAACGGCGUCAUCAUUGCAGAAAGUGCGGUGGCGUUUUUUGCCACCAGUGCACUACCCGUUCAACCCAUUUGCUUGACGUUUCCAAUCUUGAUUUCCUUCAUCCUCCGCGGAAUGUGCCCGUCUCAAAUUACGAUAGUCCAACGUCACCAGUUCUCGUACAGAAGGUCUGCGACGACUGUUGGGACCAGAUCUACGGCUGCAAUUCCCCUCGCACUCCAGACGGCAGACCAUCCACUCCUAUGCUUGUCAAGUCUCCGGUAGAUUCUAGAGCUCCCUCUCCCAAUUCGUCUGUUUGUGCAUCUCCUGUGGACAGCCCAGCACCCCCCUCUCGGCCCGUUCGCAUUUCCCGGAGCUCAUCUCAUUUCAGCACCGGACAUCUUCCAUUACCCACUUCUAUCUUAUCUCCUACUGAAUUCGAGGUCCCCCAACCAUCAUACGGCGAACUAGAUGCAUAUCCACUACGGAGGUCCAGUAUUAUUUGUAAGGCAACAGGCGGUGGUCGCUGGGAACCAAAACAUUCACCUCCAAAGAUCGGUGUCCGGAUACCUGGGUACAAGGCACCGUACGAAAUUGAAAUGGAACGAGAAGAACAAGAAGAACGUCGUCGCUGUCAGAAUCCCGUUGUACGAGAUGGAGAGUUUCAAUAUCGAUUCCGGCAGGACCGGGUUGCGGCUAGUCUUUCCCGCACUGCUUUGUGUUUCUCCACUUUCUAG